Messenger RNA from Echinops telfairi (small Madagascar hedgehog), 2558 nucleotides. It is a transcript of the gene EFHC1, whose product is annotated as EF-hand domain containing 1. The transcript has 11 exons. The coding region runs from base 489 to 2405 and encodes 638 amino acids. Gene Ontology annotation, cellular component: mitotic spindle; axoneme. Gene Ontology annotation, molecular function: alpha-tubulin binding; calcium ion binding. The record is from RefSeq and is a predicted model, not a curated record. NCBI's taxonomy places the organism in Eukaryota, Metazoa, Chordata, Mammalia, Afrosoricida, Tenrecidae. Gene Ontology annotation, biological process: cilium-dependent cell motility; mitotic cytokinesis; mitotic spindle organization.
UCAUCUGUGACCUCCGUUUCCAAGAAGCAGAGGGACUAGGGUGUCGGUAGCGUUUUUUAAUCCAAACAAAAAUUUACACCAGUGUGAAUUGAAAUGAGCCCUCUUUUGCAGAACUAGAAGAAAAAAGUGCCUGGGCUUAGGGUGCUGGCAAUGAAAGGGGUGGAGGGAAGGAUGGCGGUUCCCUUUUCUGAACUCAAUUUAGGGCCUGUUUCGACCCCUAGAUUUAAUUGCCAGAGAAUGGCCUCCCUCAGCCGCCCAAUAGCUGUGGCACCCGGCGGGGAGGAGGGAAAAGGAAGGCAAGCGUCAGCGCCAUCAACACUCGGAUCCUCCCAACAGCUGAUUCCUGAGCACUGCGCACGCGCAGACCCAGCGGCCAGGCGCAGAAUGUUUGGCGUUUCCAUGGAGUAUCGAGGGACCCGCGGCCCCAGCCAGGCAGCCCGGGCGGACUCAGCGGCACGGAGGAGGCGCGGGUUAAAUCGGCUGCGAGGAUGUCCCACCCGGUGCACGGCCUGCCCUUUCUCCCAGGCUCGUCCUUUACGGACUCCACGAAAACAGCCUUCCAUAGAAGCCAGACGCUGGGCUACAGGAAUGGCUAUGCAGUUACUCGACGUCCAACAGUUGGGAUAGGUGGACAGCGGCUCCCGGUCAACCAGCUGUCCCAGGACGCGCUUGAUGAGCUGGCCAAUAUGAAACCAGCACUAACUUAUGGACAACCUAAGCAGGCCCCUCCUGCUGCUUUUCUUCCUGCACAUGUGGCUUUUGAUAAAAAGGUACUGAAAUUUGAUGCCUACUUCCAAGAAGAUGUCCCCAUGUCGACUGAGGAACACUAUAGGAUCCGGCAAGUGCACAUUUACUACUACCUGGAGGAUGACAGCAUGUCCAUCAUAGAGCCUGUUGUGGAAAAUUCCGGGAUCCUUCAAGGCAAGUUGAUCAAAAGGCAGCGGCUAAGCAAGAAUGACCGAGGAGACCAUUACCACUGGAAAGACCUCAAUCGGGGAAUAAACCUCACCGUUUAUGGCAAAACUUUCCGCAUUGUGGACUGUGACCUAUUCACACAGGAGUUUCUGGAAAGUCAAGGAAUUGAAUUAAACCCCCCCGAGAAAAUGGCUCUCGAUCCUUACACGGAACUCCGGAAACAGCCUCUUCGUAAGUAUGUGACCCCAUCGGACUUUGAUCAACUCAAGCAGUUUCUCUCCUUUGACAAACAAGUUCUCCGAUUCUACGCCAUCUGGGAUGAUACGGACAACAUGUUUGGUGAAUGUCGGUCCUAUAUCAUUCACUACUAUCUUAUGGAUGAUACAGUGGAAAUUCGGGAGAUCCAUGAACGGAACAAUGGGCGAGAUCCUUUCCCACUCCUGGUAAACCGCCAGCACCUGCCCAAGGUUUUGGUGGAAAAUGCAAAGAAUUUCCCGCAGUGCGUGCUAGAAAUCUCUGAUCAGGAGGUGCUGGAAUGGUACACUGCCAAGGACUUCAUUGUCGGGAAAACGAUCACUAUCCUUGGGAGAACGUUCUUCAUUUAUGAUUGUGACCCGUUUACACGACAGUAUUACAAGGAAAAGUUCGGCAUCGCGGACUUACCACACAUUGACGUGAGCAAGAAGGAACCGCCACCUGUGAAACAGGAGUUACCUCCCUAUAACGGCUUUGGACUCAUUGAGGAUUCUGCUCAGAAUUGCUUCGCUUUGAUUCCAAAAGCUCCCCAAAAAGAUGUCAUUAAAAUGCUGCUGAAUGAAAACAAGGUGCUCCGCUACUUGGCUGCAAUGGAAUCGCCUAUCCCAGAAGACAAAGGCCGUCGAUUCAUCUUCUCUUACUUUCUAGCCACCGAUAUGAUCAGUAUCUUUGAGCCUCCCGUUCGAAAUUCUGGUAUCAUUGGGGGCAAAUACCUUGGCAGGACUAGGAUUUUUAAGCCAAACUCCUUACUGGAUAACCCUGUCUACUACGGACCUGGUGACUUCUUCAUUGGUGCUGUCAUUGAUGUGUUUGGCCAUCGGUUCGUCAUCCUUGAUGUAGAUGAGUAUGUUUUGAAAUACAUGGAGAGCAAUGCUGCCCAAUAUUCACCGGAAGCACUCGCAUCAGUUCAGAACCACGUUCGACAGCAAGAGGCCCCUGCACCAGAAUUAGCAAACAAGCAAACAGAGGAUCCAGGCACGCAAGAGCUAGAAACGUUAAUCGAGGAGAUCCAGAAACAACUGAAAGACUAUGCGUGCAAAGACAACAUCCGCGAGGCAUUUCAAGACCAUGACAAGGAAGCUUCAGGAUAUGUGGACAGAGAGACGUUCUUUAAGAUCUGUGAAUCUUUCAGUGUCCCACUUGAUGACUCCUUGGUUAAAGAGUUAAUCAGGAUCUGCUCUCACGACGAAGGCAGGAUCAACUACUAUAACUUUGUCCGUGCUUUCUCAAACUGACCGGGGGAUGGCCGGAGGCAACGGCGCAAACUGGACCUCCACUUUGAACUCAACCUUGUACUCUUCGUAGAGGCACCGGCAGCACCUGACGUUACAUGUCCCCAUUUGGUUCUUGUAUUUCACUGAAAGCUAAAUUAAAUGGAUCUUACGGGA